UGCUCCUCAGCGACCAUAGUAGACUUGCUUUGCUUCUUGCCAUCUCUCUUUCCGAACCAUUUUCAAAUCUGAAGCUCCCGCACUUUCUCAUCGCAUCAUUCUUGCUCUCGAAAAUGAGCAGCUCAUUUGGGCUUCGAGCAAGAUCAAAACACAGACCACUUUAUACUAUUGAUGAGUCAGAUGAUGAUUCAGAUGUUUUGCCUAGAAAACGUAAGAAGCCUCAAGAAAAAAUUGAGAAAAUUGUUAGAAGUGAAACAAAAGACAAUUCAUGUCAAGCUUGUGGAGAAAGUGGAAAUCUUCUGAGCUGUGAAACAUGCACCUAUUCUUUCCAUCCGAGCUGUAUACUCUCACCACUUAAGAGCCCCUUUCGAGACAAUUGGAGGUGCCCUGAGUGUGUUAGCCCACUGAAUGAUAUUGAUAAGAUAUUAGACUGUGAGAUGCGAUCCACCGUAGCUGGUGAAAGUGAUGCCACAAAAUUGGAUUCAAAGCAAAAUUUUGUCAAACAAUAUCUUGUUAAGUGGAAGGGACUAUCAUAUUUGCACUGCACAUGGGUGCCUGAGGAAGAGUUUCUGAAAGCUUUCAAGGAUCAUCCAGGUCUAAAGGCCAAAGUAAACAAUUUCCAUCGUAAUAUGACCUCAGCCGAUAUACCUAAUGAAGAUUUUGUAGCCAUUCGGCCUGAAUGGACUACGGUUGAUCGAAUACUUGCAUGCAGGGGUCACGAAGAUAAGAAGGAAUAUCUUGUGAAGUGGAAAGAGCUUCCAUACGAUGAAUGCUACUGGGAGCUUGAGACAGAUGUCUCUGCAUUUCAAACAGAAAUAGAAAGAUACAAUACAUUUCAGUCUAGAUCAAGGAAAAUUUUCUCUAGCAAGAAAAAAGGAAGUGUUAAGGAUGGUGCUAAAUUGAAUACGCAGAAGAAAGAAUUUCAACAGUAUGAACAUAGCCCUCAAUUUCUUACAGGGGGUACACUGCAUUCAUAUCAACUUGAAGGAUUGAACUUCUUAAGAUUCUCUUGGUCCAAACAAACUCAUGUUAUACUUGCUGAUGAAAUGGGACUUGGAAAAACCAUUCAGAGUAUUGCUUUCCUUGCAUCCCUUUUUGAAGAGAAUGUUUCUCCACAUCUGGUGGUUGCUCCACUUUCAACAUUGCGAAACUGGGAACGGGAAUUUGCAACUUGGGCACCUCAAAUGAAUGUUGUUAUGUAUUUUGGAUCUGCCAAAGGUCGUGCUUUUAUUAGAGAGCACGAGUUUUACUUUCCAAAGAAUCAAAAGAGGAUCAAGAACAAGAAAUCUAGACAGAUAGUUGACGAAAGCAAACAAGAAAGAAUAAAGUUUGAUGUACUUUUGACAUCAUAUGAGAUGAUAAAUUCUGAUACAUCAUCAUUGAAACCUAUAAAGUGGGAGUGCAUGAUAGUAGAUGAAGGUCAUCGUCUUAAAAACAAGGAUUCUAAAUUGUUUUCUUCAUUGCAGCAAUAUUCCAGCAAACAUCGUGUGCUUUUGACAGGAACUCCUCUUCAGAACAAAUUGGAUGAACUUUUUAUGCUGAUGCACUUCCUCGAUGCUGGAAAGUUUGGAAGUUUAGAGGAGUUCCAGAAAGAGUUUAAGGAUAUUAAUCGAGAAGAGCAAAUAUCAAGAUUGCAUACAAUGUUGGCUCCACAUCUCCUUAGAAGAAUGAAGAAAGAUGUCAUGACAGAACUACCUCCAAAAAAGGAACUUAUUUUACGUGUUGAAUUAUGCAGCAAACAAAAAGAAUACUACAAGGCAAUUUUAACCCGUAAUUAUCAGAUAUUAACUCGCCAAGGUGGUGCACAAAUUUCUCUUAUCAAUGUUGUUAUGGAACUGCGUAAGCUCUGUUGUCAUCCCUAUAUGUUACAGGGAGUUCAACCGGAUGUUAACGAUGCAAAAGAAUCAUACAAGCAAUUGCUUGAAUCAUCAGGGAAGCUACAGUUGUUGGACAAGAUGAUGGUGAAGCUUAAAGAGCAACGACAUAGAGUCCUCAUAUAUUCCCAAUUUCAGAGCAUGCUGGAUUUGCUUGAAGAUUACUGUUCUUACAAGCAUUGGCAGUAUGAAAGGAUAGAUGGGAAGGUUGGAGGAGCUGAAAGACAAAUACGGAUAGAUCGUUUUAAUGUUAAAAAUUCUUCAAGAUUUUGUUUUCUUCUUUCUACUAGAGCUGGGGGAUUGGGGAUAAACCUUACAACGGCUGACACAGUUAUUAUAUAUGACAGGUGA
Messenger RNA from Cajanus cajan (pigeon pea), 2225 nucleotides. NCBI's taxonomy places the organism in Eukaryota, Viridiplantae, Streptophyta, Magnoliopsida, Fabales, Fabaceae. The record is from RefSeq and is a predicted model, not a curated record.